Messenger RNA from Benincasa hispida (wax gourd), 2250 nucleotides. RefSeq names its product transmembrane nine 1 (gene TMN1). Gene Ontology annotation, biological process: protein localization to membrane. Lineage: Eukaryota; Viridiplantae; Streptophyta; Magnoliopsida; Cucurbitales; Cucurbitaceae. The record is from RefSeq and is a predicted model, not a curated record. Gene Ontology annotation, cellular component: membrane; endosome; trans-Golgi network.
CCAUGGUCGAGCAAAAUGCAGAGAAUCGGAGUUUUUAAACGCAUCGCCUUGAAAAAACGAAGAAAUCCAGGUAGUGGAAAAAGAAGGCCAUCUCGACCGCCCAAUUCAGCUCGACCUUCGCCGGUGAUCGCCAUGUCCUCCACCGUCCGAUCCACCUCCGUCACCUUCUUCUUCGCCUCCCUCCUCAUUUCCUCACUCUCCACAGUCCUCGCUUCCGAGUCCGAUCACAAGUAUCAACAAGACGAGUCAGUAACUCUAUGGGUGAAUAAAGUUGGUCCGUACAACAAUCCACAAGAAACAUACAAUUAUUACAGCCUUCCAUUUUGUCAUCCAUCUGGCCAAUCUGGUCACAAAUGGGGUGGUCUUGGUGAGGUCCUUGGAGGAAACGAACUUAUUGACAGUCAAAUUGAGAUUAAGUUCCAAAAAAAUGUGGAGAGGACUGCUAUUUGUCAACUGGAGCUUGAUGAACCCAAGGUCAAGCAGUUUAAGGAUGCGAUUGAGAAUGGUUACUGGUUUGAGUUCUUCAUGGAUGAUUUGCCUCUGUGGGGCUUUGUUGGUGAGUUGCAUCCUGACAAGAAUAGCAAUAAUGUUAAGCAUGUCCUUUACACACAUAAGAAUAUCAUCAUCAAAUAUAAUAAAGAUCAGAUUAUUCAUGUGAAUCUCACCCAAGAAAACUUAAAGCCAUUGGAAGUUGGAAAGACAUUGGACUUGACAUAUACUGUGAAGUGGAUUCCUACUAAUGUCACUUUCGCUCGACGAUUUGAUAUUUAUUUGGACUACCCAUUCUUUGAGCAUCAGAUUCAUUGGUUCUCCAUUUUCAAUUCGUUCAUGAUGGUUAUUUUCCUCACUGGUUUGGUCUCUAUGAUAUUGAUGCGGACUCUUAGAAAUGACUAUGCUAAAUAUGCACGUGAAGAUGAUGAUCUGGAAACUCUGGAGCGAGAUGUUAGUGAAGAGUCUGGUUGGAAACUUGUGCAUGGGGAUGUUUUUCGGCCUCCUCGUAACUUAGUAAUUCUUUCAGCUGUUGUUGGUACAGGUGCUCAGCUCGCAUUGCUUGUUCUCCUUGUCAUCCUAUUGGCAAUUGUUGGAAUGUUGUAUGUUGGGAGAGGAGCAAUUGUCACAACUUUCAUAGUAUGCUAUGCUCUUACGUCAUCCAUUUCAGGUUAUGUUAGUGCUGGGAUGUACUCACGCAAUGGGGGUAAAAACUGGAUAAAAUCAAUGAUCUUCACAGCAUCUCUAUUUCCAUUUUUGUGCUUCGGAAUUGGGUUCAUCUUGAACACUAUCGCUAUAUUCUAUGGGUCUCUAGCAGCCAUUCCUUUUGGUACGAUGGUUGUGGUCUUUGUCAUUUGGGCUUUCAUUUCUUUUCCUUUGGCUCUUCUUGGUACGGUUAUUGGACGAAACUGGAGUGGUGCCCCUAACAAUCCAUGUCGUGUGAAGACUAUUCCUCGUCCUAUCCCUGAGAAGAAAUGGUACCUCACACCAUCUGUUGUCUCCAUGAUGGGAGGAUUGCUGCCUUUUGGUAGUAUUUUCAUAGAGAUGUAUUUUGUCUUUACGUCCUUCUGGAACUACAAGGUGUACUACGUAUAUGGAUUCAUGCUGCUUGUUUUUCUAAUUCUCAUUAUUGUUACUGUCUGCGUGACCAUUGUGGGAACAUAUUUCUUGCUUAAUGCCGAGAACUAUCACUGGCAGUGGACUUCAUUUUUCUCAGCUGCUUCAACUGCUGUCUAUGUGUAUUUCUACUCGAUUUACUAUUACUACGUGAAGACCAAGAUGUCUGGCUUUUUCCAAACCAGCUUCUACUUUGGAUACACUUUGAUGUUCUGCCUUGGGUUGGGAAUUCUUUGCGGAGCUGUUGGUUACCUGGGUUCCAAUUUGUUCGUACGGAGGAUCUACAGAAACAUCAAAUGUGAUUAGGGGUAUUUUUGGAAGCGAAAGACCUACGCUACCUUGAGGCAUUUUGAUAGUGGAGGCAAUAACUUUGAGAAGCCCUUAACACAUGGGAGGCCUAGCAACGCAGUAAUACCUGUAGAAAUUAAAGAUUUUGAGAUGGGGACAUGCUCUUAGCCCUGAGAUGUUUUCUUUUUGGUAAUUGAUGCGUUUUGCCCAAGCUGUAAUUGAAUAUCUUGAUUUAGAAUUUGAGAGAUUGCUUUUCAUAAUGUAGAAAAGUUGACCAAAUUGUUAGACCCAUGUCAUUUUUAUAAUAUUUUUUUGUCUUCACACAUCAGAAAGAAAUGACCAAGGUGUCUAUUUCUA